Molecule: messenger RNA, 330 nt
Organism: Racocetra fulgida
Lineage: Eukaryota; Fungi; Glomeromycota; Glomeromycetes; Diversisporales; Gigasporaceae
Source: the annotation of a GenBank genome assembly
AUGGGGAAAACCAUCAAACUUAAAUACUGCUUGUGCAAGAACUGUUGGAAAAAUAUUAAAAAAAAAUUUGAUCAAAUUGCCAAAGAAAAUUAUCAUUCUAACGAUCAAGUUACACUUAAAGAACUAUCUUACACGGUUGCAAAUACAUCUUUUCAAGUAGAGUUUGGAUCCCAAAAUAUUAUAGAAAAAAAUAAACAUGAGUUAGCGAUUGUGCAAAUAAUUGACAAGUAUCAAAUACCACGAGAUGGAUAUUGGGCUUUAUCAGCUAUUCAAUCUGAUUUAUCUCGUGAUUAUUUAGUUUCUAAUCAACUUGAAAAAGUUGCUCAAUGA